Penicillium canariense is the source of this 786-nucleotide messenger RNA. Its product is annotated as ankyrin repeat domain-containing protein. Gene Ontology annotation, molecular function: protein binding. The record is from RefSeq and is a predicted model, not a curated record. The transcript is spliced from 6 exons. NCBI's taxonomy places the organism in Eukaryota, Fungi, Ascomycota, Eurotiomycetes, Eurotiales, Aspergillaceae. Gene Ontology annotation, cellular component: nucleus; cytoplasm. Bases 1 to 786 code for a protein of 261 amino acids.
AUGGAUUCCAACCAGAACGCCAAGUUCCCUCUGCACGAGGCUGCCCGUGAGGGUAAUGUUCAGCUUGCCGAAUCCCUUCUUAACGCCAACCCGAAGUCUGCGUUUGCCAAGGAUGACGAUGAUCGUCUUCCCAUCCAUUGGGCAGUGGCCUACAAUCGGCUACCUAUUGUGGAAAUGCUGGUCGCCAGCACGCAUUUCGAUCCUGAUGUUGAAGAUGGGUCUGGUUGGACUCCGCUCAUGAUUGCUGCCAGCCUCAAGGACGCGGAAGGUGAUAAAAUCAUCGAUUUGCUCCUACGCCGAGGCUCCGACGUUAGCGUCAAGAGCAAUUCCGGUCAGAACGCUCUGCACUUUGCGAGCUCCAAAUCCAACAUUUCUACAGUCCGGAGCUUGCUCGCGCAUAAAUGUAGCGCCCGGGUAAAAGACAUCCGUGGCCAAUUACCUCUGCACCGAGCGGCAGCGGUGGGGUCUGUUCCUAUUAUCAAGAUGCUGUUGGAGGAAGGCAAGAGUCCCGUCAAUGCGACGGAUAACGAUGGACUAACGGCCUUGCAUCAUGCCAUCUCAGAGGGCCACGGCGAUGCUGCGAUCCUGCUGUUAAAGUCCGGUGCGGAAGCAGAAAAGCGCGAUGGCGAUGGACGGCUGGCUAUUGAGCUGGUCCCGGAUGAUAAGUUUGUCUUCUCCACCAUCAGGUCAAACAGUACAUUCUGCAAACCGCAGAAAGAGAGGGAAUCGAGUUGCCAUGAUACAAGGUACAUGCUCACCGACUUCCCCGCAGAAGCAACGAAUUAA